GCCAGACAAGUUGCACACUGGUCUUAGAAAUUAAAAAUAAAAAACAAAUAUAAAAUUCUUAACUGCAACAAAAUUGAACAUGUAAACGUAUUAUUAUUAAUCUAACAAAUCAAUAAACAAAUAAGAAGCGAAUAAUAUAAAUAAAAACAAAAACAAUAAAGUACUUGAAACAUUAUCUAAAUCUUUCUUUAACAAAGGUUAUUAAAUAAAAGAAAAACAAAUAAAAAAUCUACAAAUAAACGUAUAAAAUAUCAAUAAAAGUUGCAAAAAAUAUACAUACUUGAGUAAUUUUAAAAUUUUAAAUUAAUGAGUGCAAAACGGCCAGACGGUUGUGUUUUUCGAAAGAAAACAGUAAAUUGCAAAGAAAAUUAUCAAAAAAGCAAGAAAUCAAUUAGAAAAUAUAUAGAAAAAUAGCUUAAAAAUCAUAAUAACGUCGCAAAUUAACGGGAGUGGCUAAAUAUUAACGAAAAUGUUUUAAUAUUCGUAAUAAUUCGUCAAAUAAGAAAACAAAAUAAAUAAAUCUCUUUAAAAUUCUAACAAAAUAAGUGUCGAAAGAAAAAAAAUGUCUGAUAACGAGGAUCAAUUACAAUUGCCAAUGAAAACUACAGCGACAGCGGCAAAAACAACACAUAGUAAUGGUGAUAUUUUACAUGAAAAUUCUAUAUUAUCAUCCAACAACACACAACAACCCUCUUCUUCAUCCGGCUAUUUUAUUAGUUCCAACAACUUGAGAUUACAUUUCAGCAAUAUUAAUUAUGUUUAUAAACAAAAAAAUAAAAUACUACACGAUGCUUGUGGUGAAUUCAAAUCUGGACGUUUAACAGCCAUUCUGGGUCCCUCAGGUGCUGGUAAAACUUCCAUGUUAAAUGUUCUCUCAGGUUUUAAAGCUUCCGGGGUUAGCGGCAAUUUUCUUAUAAAUGGCGAAGAAAGAAAUUUAAUAGAGUUUCGUAAAAUGUCCUCGUAUAUAGCGCAAGACUUUGCCAUGUUGGAUCUGUUGACGGUAGAAGAAACAUUGAAAAUAUCAACUGAAUUAAAAUUAUCAACACAGACCAAGCAAAAAGAAAAGGAACAAAUUAUCAAAGAUAUAUUACUAAUGCUUAAUAUGGAACGCAGUCGCCAUACUUUAGUACGUAAUCUAUCGGGAGGUGAACGCAAACGUUUAUCUAUAGGCGUGGAAUUGGUUACAAAUCCGCCUAUAAUGUUUUUCGAUGAGCCCACCAGUGGUCUAGAUAGUGUGGCCAGUUUUCAGGUUUUAACGUAUUUGAGGAGAUUAGCUCGUGAUGGCCGUCUAAUAGUGUGUGUUGUUCAUCAGCCCAGUUCACGUUUAAUGCAAUUAUUCGAUGAUAUUUUAGUAAUGUCCGAUGGUCGGGUAUUAUAUUCGGGUGCUCAAGAACAAAUGAUUAAUUGCUUUCAAAAGGCCGGGUUUGAAUGUCCUCAAUACUAUAAUCCUGCAGAUUUUGUUCUAGAGGUCAGCAGUGAUGUGGAUAAUCCAAAUUUAAGAAAACUUAUUGAUAACAAUCAUUUAAAACAUGCCCUAAAAUCUAUUCCCUCCAGUGGCACUGAAACUAUGGGCCUUUUAACAAACUCAAGUUCUCACAUAUCGUUGGAUAUGAAUACUUUAACAUUAGCUGCAAUAACGAGUUCACAUUGCCAGCUGGAUAAUUGUGCAUUGCGGCCCAAGGAACAGGUAACGGUUUGGCGUCAAUUUGUGGUGCUAAUGAAGAGAUCAAUGACUUCAAUGUGUAGGAAUAUGAUUGCUGUACAACUGCGCAUUAUAAUGCACAUAGUGGUGGCCAUACUAUUGGGCAUUGUUUUCUGGAAUAUUGGCAAUGAUGGUGCGAAAGCUUUAACCAAUUCUUCCUGUAUAUUUUUUGUGGUAAUGUUUGUAUUCUUUGGUAAUGCUAUGCCCUCCAUAUUUCUAUGCCCGCAAGAAUGUGCUGUUUUCAUUAGAGAAUAUCUAAAUGGCUGGUAUUCUAUAAAAGCCUAUUAUAUGGCUAAAAUUGUAUCAGAUUUACCACUACAAUUUAUAUGUCCUACACUCUUAAUGUCUAUAGCCUACUAUAUGACGGGACAGCCUCAUGAUGUGGGACGUUUUGUCAUGUGUUGGGGUAUAUGUCUGCUAACGUCCAUAAUAGGACAUUUUAUUGGUUUGGUAUUUGGUUCCCUGUUUGAUAUGCAGUUGGGUGUCUUUUUGGUGCCCGGUGUUACCAUACCCAUUAUGAUAUUUUCCGGUUUCUUUAUACGCAUUUAUGAGGUGGCCUAUUUUUUGAGAUUUUUAUGUGAUAUUUCAUUUUUCCGUUAUUCUUUGGAGGGUUUUAUGCGUGCUUUAUACGCUUAUGACCGUCCCAUUUUAAAUUGUACGGAGGAUUUUUGUUAUUAUAAAAAUCCUGCCAAGUUUUUAAAGGACUUGGGCAUGUCGGGAGAUUUUUAUGGUUGUGAUGUUGGUGCUUUACUUAUAUGGAUAUUGGUAUUGAAGAUUUUAUUUUUUAUUAGUUUAGUAAUACGUAUUAAAAAGGCUCAAUGAAUUUUUGUAAUUAAUAUUAGACUUAAGUAUGGACUAAGGCAAUAUGUUAUUUUUUUUAUUUAUGAUUGUUAAAUAAAUACUCUAUUUUUGUAAUAAAAUUAAACUAAACUUUAA
Messenger RNA from Lucilia sericata (common green bottle fly), 2638 nucleotides. RefSeq names its product ATP-binding cassette sub-family G member 4. Bases 563 to 2524 code for a protein of 653 amino acids. NCBI's taxonomy places the organism in Eukaryota, Metazoa, Arthropoda, Insecta, Diptera, Calliphoridae. Gene Ontology annotation, cellular component: plasma membrane. The transcript has 8 exons. Gene Ontology annotation, molecular function: ATP binding; ABC-type transporter activity; ATP hydrolysis activity. The record is from RefSeq and is a predicted model, not a curated record.